CAUGCGUACCACGGCUUCCAGAGCGCGGAGGAAAAAUCCGCGAGAAAACGUUGGAGAAGAUGGCGGUUUGUGGGCCGAGUUUGCAUUAUUUCUGACUAGCUUAGUCGAGUAACUAUCGGGUCAUGGCGUCAAACUCAACCAAGUCAUUCCUGGCAGAUGCCGGCUAUGGUGAACAGGAACUGGAUGCUAACUCUGCCCUUAUGGAAUUGGACAAAGGUCUAAGAUCUGGUAAACUUGGUGAACAGUGUGAAGCAGUUGUUCGUUUUCCCAGGCUUUUUCAGAAGUAUCCUUUUCCUAUUCUUAUCAAUUCUGCAUUCCUAAAGUUAGCUGAUGUUUUCAGAGUUGGGAACAAUUUCCUGAGGCUGUGUGUUCUUAAAGUUACACAGCAAAGUGAGAAGCAUUUGGAGAAGAUUCUAAAUGUGGAUGAAUUUGUGAAGAGAAUUUUCUCUGUGAUUCAUAGUAAUGAUCCUGUGGCAAGAGCCAUCACACUCCGGAUGUUGGGAAGUUUGGCGUCAAUAAUUCCCGAGAGGAAGAAUGCUCAUCACAGUAUUCGUCAGAGUUUGGACUCGCAUGAUAAUGUAGAAGUUGAAGCUGCUGUUUUUGCUGCUGCAAACUUUUCUGCACAGUCAAAGGAUUUUGCUGUAGGAAUCUGUAACAAAAUCAGUGAAAUGAUUCAAGGAUUAGCUACACCAGUAGAUUUGAAGCUGAAGUUGAUCCCUAUCCUACAGCACAUGCACCAUGACGCAAUCCUGGCUUCCAGUGCUCGUCAGCUUUUACAGCAGCUUGUCACAGCCUAUCCUUCGACCAAAAUGGUGAUUGUUUCUUUGCACACUUUCACUCUACUCGCAGCUUCAUCUUUGGUUGACACGCCCAAGCAGAUUCAGCUUCUGUUGCAGUAUUUGAAGAAUGACCCCAGAAAAGCAGUAAAGAGACUUGCCAUUCAGGAUCUGAAAUUACUUGCCAAUAAAACUCCACAUACUUGGAGUAAGGACAAUAUUCAGGCACUCUGUGAAUGUGCCCUCCAGACUCCUUAUGACAGCUUAAAACUGGGGAUGUUGUCUGUCCUUUCCACGCUUUCAGGGACCAUUGCGAUCAAACAUUACUUCAGUGUAGUUCCAGGAAAUGUGGGUUCUACCCCCAGGUCCUCAGAUUUAGUCAAAUUAGCCCAAGAGUGCUGUUACCAUAGUAACAGAGGCAUUGCUGCUCAUGGAGUGAGAGUCUUAACUAAUAUAACUGUCUCUUGUCAAGAAAAAGAUCUUUUAGCACUGGAACAGGAUGCUGUGUUUGGCCUGGAAUCCCUCCUGGUACUUUGUAGUCAAGAUGAUAGUCUAGGCGCUCAAGCUACUUUAAAGAUUGCUCUAAACUGUAUGGUGAAAUUGGCCAAGGGCAGACCUCAUCUUAGCCAGUCAGUGGUGGAGACCUUGUUGACUCAGUUGCACAGUGCUCAGGACGCUGCCCGGAUCUUGAUGUGCCACUGCCUGGCAGCCAUUGCCAUGCAGCUGCCAGUGCUGGGUGAUGGAAUGCUUGGUGACCUCAUGGAGCUCUACAAGGUGAUAGGACGAUCAGCCACUGACAAGCAACAAGAGCUUCUGGUGAGCUUGGCUACUGUGAUUUUUGUAGCCAGUCAGAAAGCCUUAUCUGCUGAAGUGAAGGCAAUAAUUAAACAGCAACUAGAAAGUGUUUCCAAUGGAUGGACUGUAUACCGAAUUGCCAGGCAGGCCUCCAGAAUGGGUAAUCAUGACAUGGCCAGAGAGCUUUAUCAGAGCCUGCUGACUCAGGUUGCCUCAGAACACUUCUACUUCUGGCUGAAUAGUUUGAAGGAGUUCUCACAUGCAGAACAGUGUCUCACUGGCUUGCAAGAGGAGAAUUAUAGUUCAGCACUUUCUUGCAUUGCUGAGUCGUUAAAAUUCUACCACAAAGGGAUUGCUUCCUUAACAGCUGCCAGUACACCACUGAAUCCCUUAAGUUUUCAGUGUGAAUUUGUAAAGCUCAGGAUUGACCUUCUACAAGCCUUUUCUCAACUUAUCUGUACUUGUAAUAGCCUAAAGACAAGCCCCCCACCUGCAAUUGCCACAACGAUUGCCAUGACCUUAGGAAAUGACCUUCAAAGGUGUGGUCGCAUCUCUAAUCAGAUGAAACAGUCCAUGGAAGAAUUUCGCAGCCUUGCCUCCCGAUAUGGGGAUCUUUAUCAAGCAUCUUUUGAUGCCGACUCAGCAACUUUGAGGAAUGUAGAACUACAGCAGCAGAGCUGUUUACUGAUAUCUCAUGCAAUAGAAGCCUUGAUUUUAGAUCCAGAAUCAGCAAGUUUCCAGGAAUAUGGAUCUACUGGAGCAGCCCACGCAGAUAGUGAAUAUGAGAGAAGAAUGAUGUCUGUAUAUCAUCAUGUCUUAGAGGAGGUAGAAUCACUCAAUCGGAAAUACACUCCUGUUUCUUACAUGCAUACAGCAUGCCUCUGCAACGCCAUCAUUGCUUUACUGAAAGUUCCCCUUUCAUUUCAAAGGUAUUUUUUCCAGAAACUACAGUCUACCAGCAUCAAGCUUGCUCUGUCACCUUCUCCCCGGAACCCUGCGGAGCCCAUCGCUGUGCAGAACAACCAGCAGCUGGCACUAAAGGUGGAGGGAGUGGUUCAGCAUGGAUCCAAACCAGGACUCUUUCGCAAAAUCCAGUCGGUCUGUCUGAAUGUUUCUUCUACCCUACAGAGUAAAUCCGGACAAGACUACAAGAUACCCAUUGACAAUAUGACUAAUGAGAUGGAGCAGAGGGUUGAGCCUCAUAAUGAUUACUUCAGCACUCAGUUUCUGUUGAACUUUGCCAUCCUCGGAACACACAACAUUACUGUGGAAUCGUCAGUGAAAGAUGCCAAUGGUAUUGUAUGGAAGACUGGUCCCAGAACUACCAUAUUUGUAAAAUCCCUGGAAGAUCCUUAUUCCCAGCAAAUUCGCCUACAGCAGCAGCAAGCCCAGCAACCAUUACAACAGCAGCAACAGCGAAAUGCCUACACAAGGUUUUAACCAUGGGUCAAAUUGGCAGAAAUGGUCUGCCUUUUCAUGUGGAUUAAGUAUCAAAGUUAUAAUGUGGUGUUCAUUUAUUCAUUGAUCUCUGCAAUGUAAUAUUCCAGAAAAUGGGGGGGGGGGCUUUUUUUUAGAAUUUAGUUAGAAAUAAUUAGGUUCCCAGGCAGAAAGACUUUGUUCUUAGUUCUUCCUAAACCAAGUCCUUUAUAUCAUAUUUAACAUUUUCACUGUUUUAUUAUUUUUUUUCUGUUGCUAAGCUUUUUCUUUCAAAACUAGUCACAUAUUUGGAUCAUUGAACUAGUAAAUUUGACUGCUUCUCUUGCA
Tupaia belangeri chinensis (Chinese tree shrew) is the source of this 3335-nucleotide messenger RNA. It is a transcript of the gene INTS7, whose product is annotated as integrator complex subunit 7. Gene Ontology annotation, cellular component: integrator complex. Bases 123 to 3011 code for a protein of 962 amino acids. The record is from RefSeq and is a predicted model, not a curated record. The transcript has 20 exons. Lineage: Eukaryota; Metazoa; Chordata; Mammalia; Scandentia; Tupaiidae. Gene Ontology annotation, biological process: snRNA 3'-end processing.